UAAUGAUAAGCUGGCAUUUACUAUGCAGACUGGUGUUGGAAGAAGUGUGUGUAUUUUUUUAACUAAACGACAAUGCUUGGCCUGUUUGAUGUCAUUAAAGACAAAUUUAAGCCAAAAUUAAACGCUAUAACUAUAGAUAAUUGGGUAUUUAAACUCCAUUAUCGUGUGACAACUUUACUUUUCUUCAUUGCUACGAUUUUAGUGACUUUUAGGGAGUAUAUAGGUGAACACAUCAAAUGUAUCAAUGAUAUGCCAAAAGCAGGGUUUGAUAGAGUCAUUGAGACGUUUUGUUUCUUCUCAACUACUUUCACUGUGAUAGACGAUUUCAAUACUGAUAAAUGGAAAUAUGGCCCUUUAGCUCACCCUGGUGUAGCCCCCUAUGGAAUCGGUUCCAAACAACCCAUCCGAAAACAUUCUUACUACCAAUGGGUGCCUUUUGUCUUAUUCGGACAAGGAAUAAUGUUUUAUUUGACUCACCUCCUUUGGAAAAUUAUGGAAGACAACACGAUUGAAAAACUAGUUUCAGGGUUAAAUUGUACCAAACUAGCCCUACUUAAUAAAGAAAGUGAUGAAAUCGAUCGCAAAGACAAAAAAGUUCGGAUUAAAAGAAUCAAAAAUAUUUUCUUGAAACGUCUCAAAAUCACCAAAUCGUGGACUUGGUGGUUUGUUUUCUGCGAACUUCUCAAUGUUGCCAACGUUAUUUUGCAGAUUUAUAUCACACAGAAAUUUCUUGGUGACCAGUUUUAUACUUUGGGGACUAGAAUCGUGGCUGAGGGUUCCAAAAUUUUGGACGAGGUUUUCCCAAAAGUCACUAAAUGCUCGUUUUACACUUACGGACCUUCAGGAUCAAUCCAAAUCCAUGAUGCUCUUUGUAUCAUGGCUUUAAACAUUGUCAAUGAGAAAAUUUUUGUGUUUCUGUGGUUUUGGUACAUUUUGCUUUUCAUAGCUUCGUGUUUGGUGAUAAUUUGGAGAUUUUUUACUGUUAUUUUUUACAAAAAAUGUAUGACUUUUAACCAGUUUAUUUUCGGACAUGGCAAAUUGCAUUAUUGGAAUUUGAAUUUGGUGGUGAAACAGUGCAGUUAUCACGAUUGGUUGCUGUUAAAAUAUUUGGCGAAAAAUAUAGACGGACUUGUGUUCAGAGAGUUGUUCAUGGACAUUUCCGAGGAACUAGAAGAACGGAAACCUUUGUUUAUGUUGGCGCAAAGUGAUAAGGGAAACGAUAUGACCAAGUUUGACUAAAAUAUUUUAUUGUAUUAUUUUUUAUAUUUUUUUAAUAAAUUUAUUUAACAACAAAUAUUUUUCUAAUGCAAAGUUAUCUGACGACUUAAAACUUGGUUUAAAUAAAAAAAAAUUUUAUUAUUCAUAUUCGUUUUUGUU
This is a messenger RNA of Tribolium madens (black flour beetle), 1377 nucleotides long. Its product is annotated as innexin inx7-like. The record is from RefSeq and is a predicted model, not a curated record. Bases 73 to 1239 code for a protein of 388 amino acids. The transcript is spliced from 5 exons. Gene Ontology annotation, cellular component: gap junction; plasma membrane. Gene Ontology annotation, biological process: phototransduction. Lineage: Eukaryota; Metazoa; Arthropoda; Insecta; Coleoptera; Tenebrionidae. Gene Ontology annotation, molecular function: gap junction channel activity.